Molecule: messenger RNA, 4822 nt
Organism: Oryzias latipes (Japanese medaka)
Lineage: Eukaryota; Metazoa; Chordata; Actinopteri; Beloniformes; Adrianichthyidae
Gene: ctif
Product: CBP80/20-dependent translation initiation factor
Biological process (GO): regulation of translational initiation
Cellular component (GO): cytosol
Molecular function (GO): protein binding; RNA binding; translation activator activity
Source: RefSeq, a predicted model, not a curated record
UCUCUCCCCUUUGCCCCCCCCCCCCCCCCCUGCCCCCCCUCUCCAGUCACAGCAGUGGCUGACAUGGAGAAUUCCUCAGUGGCAUCUGCAUCAUCUGAGGCAGGAAGCACACGCUCACAGGAGAUCGAGGAGCUGGAGCGUUUCAUCGACAGCUACGUGCUAGAGUAUCAGGUGCAGGGGCUUCUGGGAGACAAGGCAGAUGGAGAGCUGGACUUGGACAGUGGUGACAAAAUGCCACAGUGGACUGAAGACUGCUUUGACAAAAGAGACGGAAGCUGGACAUCAUCACAAGGAAGAGGCUCCUCUAAACCUGACGAGUGGGAGCACAGCAGCAAUGGCAGUACUGGCUCUAGGCCUAGUUCAGGGUCCAGACAGGGGUCAGGCUCCCGUUCUGGCAGCAGAGGCCGGAAUAACCAGUUCAAAGCUCCUGCUAAGAACGGGAACAAAGAUGGCUCCUUUGACAUCCUGGGAACAGACAUUUGGGCCGCCAACACAAUGGACUCACGCGGAGGUGCAGGUUGGGAUGUGCAGCCAGAAAAGCUGGACUUCAGCCAUUUCCACAGGAAACACUUGAGAGGCACGCCGAAGCACCUGCCACACAUUGACAGAGAGGGGAUGAACAAAAACAAGUUUGUGGAAGAGGAUGGCAUAGACAUGAAUGACAUUGAGAGGUUCCUUCCUCAUCUGUGCUCUGUCUUCCCACCCUUUCCUAAUGACGCUGAGAUCGCACACACCAAAAAGCUCUUCAGACGCAGACGGAAUGACCGACGAACAUUUGAUCACUUCACCCGAGGGCAGUUAACCGUACUAUUGCCUACAGGCCCGGGGGGGAAACGGCAAGUCUCGGCCAGGAAGCAGCAGCGACCUCAGGGCGGAGGAGGAGGAGGAGGAGGAGGAGGAGGAGCGAAAACCCUCCCUCAGCAGAUUCAACAGCAGUCACCUCAGCUGCAGUGGGAUCGAACCCAGCAACAAUAUCCCAACCAACCACAGCAGACGUUGACAGAACCUGGAGAGAACAGACACAGUCGGCCACCUCGCCAGUACCAAGGAGGGCAGCGCACGGCGGGGCCAAGUCACGGAUACAGCCAGAACCGGCACCACUACCAGAAAGGUCAAGGGCAAGGACCGACUAAUGCCCCAUGGGAAAAAGGAGUGCCCCCCAGAGCAACCAAAGACAAAGACACUGAGAAUGUAAAAGUGGAUGACAAGCAGAGCAGACCACUGAAGCAAAACGACAGCAGUAGGAGUCCCAAUGACUCAGCCAGACCUGACUCAACACAUAGUACAGACCCUUUACCAGAUCUAAUAGUUAGGAAAGAAUGUCCCAACCCCCAGCGAGGUGGAAAGGCCAGCGAGGGCCAGUCGGAGCAGCCCAAAGUCAGUCUUCUGCAGUCGUCAAAGGAACGACUGAGGGGGAGACUAAAGGACAAGGAAGAAGCUCACGUGGAAAAAUCCCAGUCCGGAUCGCAGAGCUUAGACCGACUGGUGGACCUCCUCAACAACAUGAGGAGCAACAGCAGCGGGGUGGAGCAGCAGCUGGCCUCCUUCAUGGAGGAGGCACAAUGCUCGGCGCAGUCUGAGGAGUCGCUGGCCCAGGUGGUCAGCACCAUCUACUCAAAGGCCGUGUCUGAUCGAAGCUUUGCAGCAACCGCCGCUAAACUCUGUGACAAGAUGGCGCUGUUUAUGGUGGAGGGGACCAAGUUCAGAUCGCUGCUCCUCAACCGGCUGCAGAAGGACUUCUGCCGCCGCGGGGAGAUCCAGCAGUCGGAUGUGGAGCAGUGGUUAGGUUUCAUCACUUUCUUAUGCGAGGUGUUUGGAACCAUGAGGAGCAGCUCCGGUGAACCGUUCAGGGUGUUGGUGUGUCCCAUCUACACUUGCCUUCGAGAGCUGCUUCAGUCAACAGAUGUUAAGGAAGAUGCAGUCCUUUGUUGCUCAAUGGAGCUGCAGAGUAUGGGCCACCUCCUGGAGGAGCAGCUCCCAGAGAUGAUGACGGAGCUCCUCGCCACCGUCAGGGACAAGAUGCUGUGUCCUGCUGAGUCUGAGCUGACUCGCUCUCUGCUCAUGGAGGUCAUCGAGCUGCACGCGCAUAGCUGGAGUCCCUUAGAGGCUUUGACCACCCAGUACUACAACCGCACCAUCCAAAAGCUCACCACCUCCGCCUAGCCAGCUCCUGCUGCAGCGCUGCAGAUGAACACCGGGAACGUCCAGAGGAGCCACUUUCCAGAAAGUCUAAUUAGUCUUGCCUGAAUAAAUUAACGCUGCGUGAGGGUUUUAAAUCGAUUGGGUAUUUCCACUAAAACAGGCGACCUCUGCUAGAACCAAACCACACACUACUUUACCAACCACUUCCCCCUAAGCUGAGAUGGCAAACCAGAACUGCAGUGUGGCCAGCAGGGGCGUACGCAGCCACGCAGAUUCUGGGAGCUUUCCCGGCUGUUGACUCUAAGGGAUAAAGGACGAAACAAACACAAAAAAGCGGGGAGAGGGCAGCAGCCAGUCCAUGGGGAACGGCAAGAGUUGUACCCCCAGAUGAAUGGAGGAGGGGACGGGGGUCAGGGUGCUCUGUUGCAGGCUUUUCAUCGUGCUGAUUUGCCAAGCCGCCCUACCCUCCUCCUCCUGCUACCCCCAUCCGUCUGAGUCUGGGUGAGCCCCUGGGGUCUGUGUGGCUGAUUACAACCCAGGCAGAAGGAGGAGGCAGCAGACCUGGUGAUGUCUGUCUGGGCUGUCUGCUCCAUCAGGCCAGGGACCAGGUCAAAGGGCCCUGCAGUGAAGCUCUUACGCCCCCCACCCCCCUGCCGCCUUUGUAUCUUCCACCUCCUCAAUGACCCACCCUCAGCAGGAAGCCCCUUUGAGGGGAUGAGACAGCAGGCCUGCUGGGCCAGGCUGGACUCGGGAUAAGGAUCAGACAGGCUAGAGUAGGGUGGCAGAUGGCUGCCUGAGCCCCUGUGAGGCGACACACUCCUAACACACCCCACCGGCACCCCGCCUCAGAGUUACCCACAGAGACCCAAACCCAGCAGUGGUGAAGGGGGGGUUGGGGGCAUCAGACACUGCUGUCUGAUAAAUCCUUUGUCUUGCCUCUUCUCUUAAUGAGUGCAUGUCCAUGCUCGGUCAGUCUGUAUUGUUUAUUCCUUCAUCCUUAAGGUUUGUGUAUGAGCUGUCAUAGCAGUAGGCCUUAUUGCACAGGUUGGGUUUGUUUUGCACCGUUCUCAAGCCACGUUCACACUGCCAUUGACAACGCACGUUUAGCGGCCCCCUGCAAUGGAAAGUCUAUGUAAACGCGCGUUCCAGCUUCAAAAUUCUCUCGCUCAAGCAUAGUUAGUCUCUACGACCGUUUUCGAGCUCUGUAUACAAAAUACACCGGCACUGAACGCCUGUUAAAAGUAAAACCCGGUUGAAGUUCGACCAAUCAGUGACUUGGAUAGGGUAGUGACUUAUGGAUGCGAUGCCUUUUGAUUCACAAAUAAGGGUGGUUUGGUCACGGCCAGAGAUCUAUGACACCAAGGCUUUCAUUUAUCAGAAUAGAGCUGAAAGAAAAAGUCUGAGGCAUGAUUUGCGAGAUUUACACCACUUUGACAUUUUGCACCAAGCCUCUUCCAACUGUAGGUGCCGGACAUAGUCUAGUAAUAAGUAAAGAGAAGACCCUCCCUGCUUGUUCAGUGUGAACACCAAAUGCGUGUUGCAUGCCCGGUGUGUCCGUUAGCUUCAGCUGCUCGUUAUGAAACCUGAGUGUUUCUCUUGACUAGUGGCCUUGUCAAUGAUCCUUCUCUUGGUUGCGCAAUCAGGUAGGUUGGACCAAACUGCCGAAGUUCCUGUUUGGCAAAAAGAAAACGCUUUUAAAGAUGAAAAAAGCAAAAGAAAAACGAUUAGAGCAUGGCAUAUAGGAUAAUAAGUGUAAAUAUUCUCUUUGCAGUGAACAUUUAGCAAAAUGUGGAUUUGAAUUGUAUUUAAUUUGCUUUGGAAAUUAACCUGUGUACUUUGAAAAUUACUAGGAAAAUCGUACCGCUUGACCUCAUGAGCGCAUUAUACCAUGUUCCACCUAAUGUUUGUUUUAUGAUACUGACAAACCAUGCCAAUCAUUUAUUACAUGUAAAUGAGCUUUAUAUUUAAUCUGCAAUGCAGCAUCAUAAGAGGGUUUUAAGAGGAAGACCUGUAAAGGGGAAUUGGUGCGACCUAGCUGUUACGAUCACAGAGACUGGCUGUGUGUGAAGGGGUUGACCUUUCCGUGCAUUUUGAAGAAGUAGUUUCUUACAUAAAAACAUGUCUGCUUAGUUUCCCACAAAUCUCUGUGGGCUGUUUUGUAUUAUUUUUGCUGUCUUGCAUCAAGAAUCAAAAUGUGUGGCGUAGAAGCACAAAGCAGAAGUUUGGCCCAAUGAAAUGGAUCCUAAUCAUCUGUGUGCAUGUGUCGGCUUAAAUGUUUUUUUUUUUGUUUUUUUUUUAUGUCUUGUUUUUAGAUUUUUAUUUAAAUUAAAUGUAACUCAUUUAUGUCUUCUGAGUUUGAAACUUCUGAAAGCAUAAUAUGUUGCUAGCGAGCGCUGUCUUACUGUGUAACUGAAAAGCUCAUUGAUCGGCUCUCACAGCAGAUUGGGGCAGGUGGGGAUCCCCUCCCCCCCCUGGAGCAUCCCCACCCUGCGUGCCCUUAGACCCUUCCACCGGGGUCACGCAAUUCACUCGACGGCUGAAUGAGACACACCUUCAUUUGCAUAUAUUCUCAUGAAUAUUGACAAGCGAGGGCGCCAGUCCCGAGGCGCUCCAUUGGCAGCUGUGGGUCACCUGUCCUUUUUUUUUUUCUAACUGAUAAAUAAACAAAAAGAGAAACGGA